AUGCAGAAGUUAGCAACAAAGAAGUUAGGAUGGGAUGACCCAAUUCCAGAUGUUGGACUGCAGUUAUGGCGGCAGUGGGUAAAGCAACUUCCUGAAGUAGAAAACUUCAAGGUGCCUAGAUGUGUGGUUCCUGCAGGAUAUGGUGCCAAGACAGAGCAUCAGUUACAUCACUUUGCUGAUGCAUCCGAAGAUGCCUAUGGAGCGGUGACAUACCUGGUGGUAAGGAACUCUAAAGGGCAAGUCUGUAGCAGUCUUGUCUUUGCCAAGUCUCGCCUCGCUCCAGUGAAGAAGACUACGAUUCCUCGUCUCGAAUUGAUGGCUGCUACUGUUGCGGUGAAGUCAGAUGUCUUAGUGAGGAGAGAACUGGAUCUACCACUAAAGGACUCUGUGUUCUGGACUGACAGCAUGAUUGUAUUGGCAUACAUUAAGAAUGAAGACAAAAGGUUUCACACCUUUAUUGCCAAUAGACUGUCUAUGAUUCACUCUGCCAGUGAUGUAAAGCAGUGGCAUCAUGUCAACACGAAAGAGAAUCCGGCUGAUGACGUCAGUAGAGGCAUGAGUGCUAGGGAUCUCGUGGCUAGUGAGAGAUGGCUUCAUGGGCCAAAAUUCAUCCUGUUGACUGAAGAGCAGCAGAGCCAAGAUCCAGAAGCUGAUGAUAUCCUACUAAACGAUGAUCCUGAAGUAAAAACUGUGAAGGCUUAUGCCGCUGAGACUGAUGUUGAUGUACCAAUUGCGGCUACUGAUGAACUGUUGAGCUACUUUUCAGAUUGGUGCAAACUAAAGAAGGCAGUAGCUAGAAUCUUGCAGUUUCGGGAAUAUCUUCUGUGCAAGGUGCGGAAGAAGGUAUUUGACUGUAAGGUGCUUCUUACAGUGGAUGACAUGAGAGAGGCUGAGCAGGCAAUCCUGAAAUAUGUUCAGCGCCUGGCAUACCCAGCUGAAUACCAGGCAAUUGAGGAGAAGCCAGCCUUGAAUGGAAAGCAGAGGGCUAGUAAGUUGAAGAAGUCCAGCCCUCUCUAUAAGUUAGACCCUAUGAUGAGCAGAACUGGGUUGCUGUGUGUUGGAGGCCGCCUUAGGAAUGCAGAGCUGAGUGACGAGAUGAAGCAUCCCAUCAUCUUACCACCCAAGCAUCACGUGGCAGAGAGCAUGUCCUAUCGAUGCUGA
Molecule: messenger RNA, 1161 nt
Organism: Strongylocentrotus purpuratus (purple sea urchin)
Lineage: Eukaryota; Metazoa; Echinodermata; Echinoidea; Camarodonta; Strongylocentrotidae
Exons: 2
Coding region: 1-1161 (386 amino acids)
Source: RefSeq, a predicted model, not a curated record